This is a messenger RNA of Oreochromis niloticus (Nile tilapia), 1102 nucleotides long. RefSeq names its product gamma-crystallin M2-like. The coding region runs from base 117 to 650 and encodes 177 amino acids. Lineage: Eukaryota; Metazoa; Chordata; Actinopteri; Cichliformes; Cichlidae. Gene Ontology annotation, molecular function: structural constituent of eye lens. Gene Ontology annotation, biological process: lens development in camera-type eye; visual perception. The record is from RefSeq and is a predicted model, not a curated record. The transcript has 3 exons.
UUUCAGUGUGCCCACAUACACUGCAUAUAUAAAUCUGGACCAGGGCUGUAGGCAGUAAUGUGUAUGUAAAGGUGGGAUAAAGAAACGGUGCUCAAAAACUGGUGUGAGGGCCAAACAUGGACCGUGUGGGAAAGAUCGUGUUUUAUGAAGACAGAAACUUCCAAGGUCGCUAUUAUGAGUGCAGCAGUGACUGUCCAGAGCUCAACACCCAUUUCAGUCACUGCAACUCUAUCCGUGUCGAGAGUGGGUCCUGGGUACUCUACGAGAGGCCUAACUACAUGGGCUACCAGUACAUACUGACUAGGGGGGAGUAUCCAGAUUUUCAGAGCUGGAUGGGCUACAAUGACAGCAUCAGGUCAUGUCGGAUCAUACGGAACACCUCUGGAGCGUUCAGGGUCCGUGUUUAUGAGCGUCCUGACUUCAGUGGUCAGAUGUUGGACUGCACUGAAGAUGAGAACAACCUGCCCGACCGCUGGCACCACCGCGAGGUUCACUCUGCCCACGUGCAGGAUGGCGCCUGGGUCUUCUACGAGCUUCCCAACUAUCGUGGACGCCAGUAUCUCCUGGAAAGAGGAGAGUACCGCCGCUUCAAUGAGUGGGCUGCCAUGAGUCCCAAUGUGGGGUCUUUCCGCCGUGUCCAUGACAUUUAGACAGUCUAUCGCAUGUUUUCAGUCUAUCUCAUGUUCUUUGCACAUUUAAUAAAAAAGAAUUGUGCUCAGAACGUGUAUCCCUUCAUGCUCAUCAGUGCACAAGACAAGACGUCAUAUUUGGUUUGGCUACAUCUGGGUGUUCAAAGCAGUUGAAAAUUCUAUAAAAAGGGUUGUUAACUUAAACCUAACCCUGGAUGUGUCGCCAGUGACCUGGUAGCUGUUAAGAAGUUAAAGGAACCUCAAAGUCCUCUCCAAAGUUUUUUGUGGUUCUCUAUCCUGGCACGUUCAGUAAAAAAAAGUUCAAACUGAUUCAGCACUGUAGUGUUGUUCAUGUCUAAUGCAUUUAAUGUGUUAGAGUUGCAGCUGAGAGCUUCUGGAAAAAAAGAUGAAUAACAUGAAUGUAACUUACUUAUUGAUAAAAGCUCUUUGAUUUUCCAAUGUACCUUUUUGAC